AGUGAAGGUUAUAAGCCUCUGCUUCAAUUAGUCGACAGCUUAUAAAUGUGGCAUUUUCUACGUUGUAAAAUUGUUUUCAUUUCAUAAAGUCAUAGAGACAUAUACAUUAUGGCAGUAAACAGGCUUUUUCUUCUGCUGGUUAUAGCGUUUGAAGUGUCUGCAAACCAACAAUCUAAAGCUGAGAUUGUGCGCAGACUCGGGAAACCCGCUCUACAAACCUUGGCGUUGGGUGCUUCCCCAAUUAACGAAACAUUGUCCGCCCGUACCGGAGUGUUCCUCGCUCCAUCCGAUACACAGUUUCAAUUCUCAGGCCAAUCAAUGAAAAUUAAUAAAGAAGAAAACGACGUUUUCACAGUCCUUUUAACAACCAGUGAGUUUAACUUGGAGGCAAACAGCCCGUUUGGCUCCCGGAUGUUGAAAGUAAAGUCAAAUUCAGCAAAGGAAGCCAUGCGAAUUUUGUUCAAUCUGAACUCAAAAGCCCGUAGAGAAACCACAUUUCCUUUGAACAAUUGUAAAAUUGAGAUUGAAAAGCGUGAGAAUGGUACACAAACAGAGUACAAAGCGAGAGUGGAGAAUUGUGCAGAUGAAGAUGGAUUUGAGAAGUAUUUUGUACUCGAUCUUAACUUCAAAUCAGGAGACGCAUCCCAGAUAUAUUCCAAAGAUCUUAACGGUCCGGAUAUUCAGCGAGUUAGCAAAUAUUUCAAAUACGCAAAGACAUAUUAUACCAGCACUGAAAGAGAUACAUAUUACACCAUCCUUAAUAACCCUGCACUGGAAGCUGACGAGAUUACUAUUACAAACUUUCACUUCACUGUUUCAUCUAAAUCGAAUCCUUCUCUUUUUAGUGAUGAUCUUUAUUCUACCUAUUACUGGAACUACUAUAUCUGAAUACAAAUACCAUUGUAAAAAGCAUCUCAGCUCAGAUAGGUAGUCUUACAUGUAUCUGGGGAAAUCCUCAAUUUAAACAUGUACAACAAAAUGCAUUCAUAAUUAAAUAAAGUUUGAUGCUUCCAACAAUUGUUUGAGCCCCUUUAGAUAUGCUGCAGCUUUAUUCAUAUCGCUCAAGUGUUAUUAUUAUACUUUCAUGUAAAAUACUGGAAUCUGAUUGGUUUAGACGCAGUUGAUAAUACGUUCUAUUACCCUCAGCGUUAUCAACACACUUGACAACGGGUAACACAACCAAUUGUUACAUGUGUGUAAAUUAUGCGCGUACGGUUCGCCAUAGAAUUCACGUCAUUUCAAUAUAAAUGCAGUAAAGUUUUCUUUAAAAUGGAGACAUUCAGUAUAAUAAAAGAAAUAGUGCCUGUUUGGGAG
This is a messenger RNA of Magallana angulata, 1314 nucleotides long. RefSeq lists its product as uncharacterized. The coding region runs from base 109 to 888 and encodes 259 amino acids. The transcript has 3 exons. The record is from RefSeq and is a predicted model, not a curated record. Lineage: Eukaryota; Metazoa; Mollusca; Bivalvia; Ostreida; Ostreidae.